Messenger RNA from Moneuplotes crassus, 1272 nucleotides. The record is from the annotation of a GenBank genome assembly. Lineage: Eukaryota; Ciliophora; Spirotrichea; Euplotida; Euplotidae.
CAACAAUCAUGAAACUCUUUAAGAAGAACAAACUGCUAGGCCAGAAAGGCAGCCAGCCAGGUGUCAGUGUGAGAUUUUUAAGUCCAAUAACCACGCUCAUCUUGUGUGCCAUUAUCAGCUUACUCAUUCUCAAAUGAAUAUCUAUUUCUCCUGACCAGAACUCGCAAAUCAAGCUCGUUAUCUGUCAUCCUGAACUUACUCCUCUCCACCAUCCAUCAACCUUUACCAACUCUAAUAACAGCUCAGAAAUGGUACUUGCUGGAGAGCCGCCUGUUAGAUGUACCGGAAUAACAGAGGGGAGUGGGAAGAAAUUAGAAGGAGAACGAUUAGAUAUUCCCCGAUUGAAAAAUUGAUGAAUUACCGGUGAAGUGACUCCCAAACAAUAUAUGGAGCUACUGGCCACAAUCAGGGAUCUUGGUGUUAUCCUUCCAGUUACACCUCUUCAAUACUCUCAAAUGGUUCAAGAAUCUCAAAUUAUUUUCUCUGCUAAAAUAAAAGAUAACGAAGAAGCAUAUUCUACUGCAAAUACUCCAAAAAGAAGCCUUCAGAAUGCUGAUUCAGUUGAGAACAGUGCUUCAGAUUCUAUAUCAAGCAACGGACAGAAUAAAUUCAUUACAGGAAGCGAGUCGUUUAUAUACAGCAUGUAUGCCCUCAUUUUCCUUGGAGCAUUUCUUUUAGUAAUCUUCCUGAUCAUGUUGUUUUAUCUGAUAAGGCGCCAAUGCAGGAAGAGAAAACAGAGAAGAAGAAUGCAAAUGAGACAUGACGAGAUGCUAACCCACAGAUCCAAACAAAAAUUUAGAGUAAAGAAAAUCCUGGAUGAGAUGAAACACUGUCAGUAUCAUCAACUUGAAAUUAAGUUCAAUGAAGAAUCGUGAAUUAUUUGACUGGAAAAAUAUAAGAAAUACUCAGAGGUGUGAAUAACCAAUGAGUGAACCCAUAGCUUUCAUAGGAAAUGAUUAUAUGAGUGGUACCUCACCACGGAUCCUACACAUCCUUUCAGAUGCCCUCACUGAAACACAAUUAACAGAAGGGUGUUUAAUGCUAGUAUCAGCAGGCUUAGUUUUGAGGACGCUGUUGAAGAUUACAGAAGAGUACCUAAUACCGCUAACCAUGACCCUCCUACUCCUUUUGGGCCUUCUGGAGGUCAGACACCUCACACUCCUCCUGCUGACCCCCACAGUUUGGCCUCAAUAAAUGUGGCUAUCUAACUUAAGGUCUAUCAGGGACCAUCUUUAUUAACUUUCUUCAAAAAUAAAUUCACUGAGUGCCCAA